Oncorhynchus mykiss (rainbow trout) is the source of this 7236-nucleotide messenger RNA. The record is from RefSeq and is a predicted model, not a curated record. Lineage: Eukaryota; Metazoa; Chordata; Actinopteri; Salmoniformes; Salmonidae.
CUCAUCUGAGCAGGCAAGACCUCUCUUCCUCUGGUUCUCUUACUCUUUUCUGUCUGUCUUUCUCUCCUUAUUUAAAAAGGGGUGGGUCGUGAAUUACAUAUUCGUCUGUGGCUGUAGUGGGUUAGGUUUUUGUUUGCUGUGCUUUCAGUCUCAUUUGACAUUUCGUUUAGUUCUCAAGUGUACUUUUUUUUUGACCAUUUUUUUUUUCUGCUUUCAGAAGCUACUUGGCUCCUGCCCCACCCCCCUCUACCUCAUUUUUUUUGAAGAAGAUUCAACCAAACAAGCAAUCAAAGCCUUUGGAAGAAUGAGUACCUACAACAUUUCUCUGAGUGGGUCGGCCCCAUGGGGCUUCCGAUUGCAGGGAGGCAAAGAUUUCAACAUGCCCCUGACCAUCUCCAGGAUCACCCCUGGGAGCAAGGCACAGCAGGGCAACCUGGUCCAGGGUGACAUCAUCGUGGCCAUCGACGGCGUCAGCACUGAGGGCAUGACCCACCUGGAGGCCCAGAACAAGAUCAAGUGUGCCAGCUUUAACCUGGCCCUGACCAUGCAGAAGUCAAAGCGCCCAGCUCUGCAAAGUGCCACCCCAAGAAUCGACUCUCCCAUGCAACAGAUCCCUCACCAGAAGGUUAUUUUCAACACUCCUGCCAACAACGAGUACAUCCCCAACUUCAACCCCAAUGCGCUGAAGGACACUGCCCUGUCCACCCACAAGCCCAUCGAGGUGAAGGGUCCUGGGGGCAAGGCCACCAUCAUCCAUGCCCAGUACAACACCCCCAUUAGCAUGUACUCCCAGGACGCCAUCAUGGACGCCAUCGCCGGACAGUCCCAGUCCAAGGGCCACGAGGGCGGUUCACUCCCUGUAAAAGACGCUCAGGUAGACAGUGCCUCCCCAGUGUAUCAGGCUGUCAUCAAGGCUGCAGACAGGGACAUGGAGUUGAACGACUGGGCCCGCAGCUCCUCCCAGGUGCAGUCCAAGUCCUUCCGCCUCCUCGCCCACAUCACGGGAACGGAGUUCAUGCAAGACCCAGACGUGGAACAUCUGAGGAAAUCAAGGGAAAAGUUUGACACAGAAUUUAAAGGCCCACGUUUUGCCAAAUUGAAAAGUUGGCACAAUGGCCUGUCUGCUCAAAUCCUUAACGUGCCAGAAAAAACCCUGGUGGCUUCACCUGCUGCUUCACAGUCUCCAGAGCCCGCCCCCGUAGCCCCUGAACCCACCCCUGAGAGCGAGCAGCCACCCCCAGCCACCCAGACACAGCCAGUGGCCCCUGAGGCCCCUGCAGUCCCCUCUGGGGCACCUCGCCACCUGACGCAUGCAGCCUCCCAUAUCUCGUCUGCUUUGAUUACACAGUCUAGAAACAAGGUUUAUAAGCAAGGGCCACCGCCCACCUCUGCGCUGGAGGCUCUGUCAAUCACCCCAGUGUUCCGAAGCAGCACUUUGCCCAAACGAAAGCGCACCCUGCCCUCUGGGAAACCCAAGCACCUGAGCUACAGCCUGCAACAGUCUGCCUCUGGUUACAGCUCCCAGUACAAAUCCUCAGUCUCCAGCCAAUAUGGCCAGGCUCCCCCCAUGCAACAAGCCCCUCCCAUGUACCAGGGGCAAUCCAUGUACCAGGGGCAAUCCAUGCAGCAGGGGCCUCCCAUGCAGCAGGGGCCUCCCAUGUACCAAGGGCCUCCCAUGCAGCAGGGACCUCCCAUGCAGCAGGGACCUCCCAUGUACCAGACCCCGCAUAUGCAGCAGCCUCCACACAUGCAGCAGCCUCCACACAUGCAGCAGCCUCCACACAUGCAGCAGCCUCCACACAUGCAGCAGCCUUCUCACAUGCAGCAGCCUCCUCACAUGCAGCAAAGCUCCAUCCAGAUCCCUGUGGGCCCUCCCCCACCCAAGGUGGUCAGCACCGCCUGCAUCGUGCCAGCUCCUGCCCCUGUUCCACCCCAAGCCGCCGCCCCUGAACCCCCCUCCAGCAGGCCCCCCUGGAUCACUGAUGACUCUUUUGCGAACAAGUUUGACCCCAGCAAGACCACCAGCACCAGCAUGAAAGUGCCUGCUCUACCUCAGAGUGCCCCACCAGCACCGGCCUAUAUCCCACACCCUGGCUCUGCCCACACCCCUCACUCUGCCCCAAGUCCUGCCUAUAACCCAAGCCCUGCCCCCUACAACCCCACCCCUGCCCCUUUCAAUCCCGUUGCCCGGGGUGUGGCCCAAAGGGCGGAGCGCUUCGCUGCCAACAGCAACAGAGCACCCCUCUGUGGAGCCUGCAACAACAUGAUCAGGGGACCCUUCCUGGUGGCCCUGGGUCGAUCCUGGCACCCAGAGGAGUUCAACUGUCACUACUGCCACACAUCGCUGGCAGACUGCAGCUUUGUGGAGGAGCAGAACGCAGUGUACUGUGAGAACUGCUACGGAGAGUUCUUUGCCCCCACCUGUGCCCGCUGCAACACCAAGAUCAUGGGGGAGGUGAUGCAUGCUCUGCGGCAGACAUGGCACACCACCUGCUUUGUGUGUGCUGCCUGUGGCAAGGCCUUUGGAAAUAGCCUCUUCCACAUGGAGGACGGGGAGCCCUACUGCGAGAAAGACUACAUUUCACUCUUCAGCACCAAGUGCCAUGGCUGUGACUUCCCAGUAGAAGCGGGAGACAAGUUCAUUGAAGCACUGGGUCAUACUUGGCACGACACCUGCUUUGUCUGUGCGGUGUGUAAUUUGAACCUGGAGGGCCAGCCCUUCUACUCCAAGAAGGACAAGCCACUGUGCAAGAAGCACGCUCACGCCAUCAACGUGUAGAUGCUCCAUCUGCAGUUUUAUGGGGUGGUGGGCAGGUGCUUACGUAGCUAUGCCCAAGCCUUGGCAAAGAGCCCAGUAGAGGGCAUUGAUGCCAGUCAAAAUGAUGAAAAAGCUGAAGAUGAUAGCAGCAAGAUUGACUGUUCAGCAAACCGAUCAAUCAGGCGUGACAAGAUUUUAAGUAUUUUCAUCAGUACUGAAAUUCAAGACAAACUGCCUAAAAUGCUGCAGCCCCCCCCCCCCCCCCCCCAAACAUGUGUUACGUUUGUAUUUAUUAAUAUCACUUACAAAUGAAUUAUAUUGUAUGUCAGAGAAUUCUGAUGUAAAUCCUUUGCUACUCCACUCAGAUCCUGGAGGGCCUCAAUCCAGUAAGGCUGGAGCAAAAGCCUUAGCGGCCUACAGACACAGGCAGACUGAGUGGAGUAGCAGGGCAAUCAGUAAAUAAGAUGCCUUAUUUCACAGGAACACUGUGUGCUUUGUGUUGUUGAAUGUCAAAACCCAAAUAGCUUGCAGUGAAUGUCAUAAGAUCGUUUUAGUAUCACAUACAGUAGAUUUAACAUGAUGAUGCCUCACGCCGACCAACAGAGCACAGAACGUGAACCGACACAGUAUACUGUAGCAUGACACAUGCAGGCCUACGAACGCUGUUUGAUUUCACAAAGGUAUUAUUAAAGUGGACAGUUUAGUAAGUGAUAUUUAUUGCAUCUUUGGCAAAGUGUUAUUUAUUUACAUAGAAUAAAACGGAAGUAUAACAUCCAUGGAUGUUUAGAUUGCUGAUAAAACGAAACAGUUAUAUUUGGGCUUUUGCUGAAUGAUUUAGUUUUUUAUGCAUGCAGUUGCAUCAUACAGAGGUUCAUAGUAUCAUAUGGAGGACCUGUCACUCACUCUUUCAUCCUGGAUUUAUUUAUUUAUGAUAUACAAAGAUGGUGCUCUGUUACAUUAUGAUACAGUAAUACUAUACCAACUUUGGGGAUCCAGGUAGAAGAUGAGACAAAUCUUUGGAUAUAUUUGAACACUUUAUGAGGUAGGGAAUUCAGGUUUUUUGGAAUGUGUCUCAUAAACUGGGAUUUGCUCCUGACUGGAAAUCAAGGAACCACUCUGUGUCUUUUGUAGUAUGUAAUGGGGAUUUUGGGGAGGUGCACCGAUUGGUGGACAAGAGCCAGAAAGAUAUGUCACAGUGGGCCGCCGGACUAUUGUGUCUCUGAAUUGCGCUUAAGGGAGACGACCUCUGGCCUGGGGUCUUACAGAUACAUUUUACACAACAGAUGUCUAUGCAUGGUGAUAUGCCAUACACCUGUAUGAAGCGCUUAAUUUAAACAAGAAUAUAUAGGAAAUGUCUGUCAAGGUAAAAAAAAAUAUAUAAAAAAAUACAGCCAAACACAAUCAUUUCUCUCUCACUAGCACACACACCUUAAAGGUCAGUUGACAGUGUGCUUGUGUACAGACUUUAUACUUUCAGAGUUUAUUUUAUACAUCUUUGUGUAUGUUCUGUAUUUGUGUAAGUGUGUGUGCAUGCAUGAGUUUGUACAUGAUUGUCAGUGCAUGUCUACUGAGGCAACAUCAGUAUUAGUUAUGUAUCUGUGCCACUAGAGUAGCAAAGCAUACUGUGAUUUUGCAUAACACUUGAGUACUUUUGAUAUGCAUACUGUAUGUGUGUAGAUCAACUGGUAAGAAAAGCACAGUCCGUGCCAGUUCAGAAUAAACUUUACAUGGUACCAUUGGCGGGAAAUGAAGACGGGCUUGAAUUGUUGCUAAAUAGUUGUUUACUGAAAGUUCAGCGUAUUGAAACUAGUUGUAUAGUUUCCAACCACUAGAGUGCAACAGAGUGUUGACACCAUUCUGCUACUUGGCAUGCCUCAGACACUAGUCACUACAUAGUACACUCACUGUAUGUUCCCUCUGUCCCCACUCCAGCAAACACUACAAAGCCAUUUGUCACCCCUGUGGACUUCGUUUCCAACAGUUCAAUGUCAAGCUUUAUUUCCAGGCCCCAUGUAUCAACCAGCCAUGUCAUUACACUAACUCCAUAAUCAGAAAUUGUGGACAGCAUAGGGAAAACAAUUGUUAGGGUUAUUUAGAUGGUUCCCCUUUUUAAAAAAAAGACUAUUGCGUCAACAUGAUGAUAGAAAUGCUGUGCAUCCCAUUGAGGCUAGUCUUAGACAAUCAAAUGUAGUGUAUUUUGUGUUACCUGGUAUCUGAAGGACCAUGUCAGCAACCCAAAAUGUCAAUAUCGCUGGUUCCAAUGCUCACACGUGUCCUCUGUAGUCAACAUUGGCAAUAAUAACACAAUGAAAGAAUAGUUAAGGACAUAAUUAAGGAGGACACAGUUUUAUAGAAUUUCACAGUCCAUUCCCAAAUGACUAGAACUUCUCUCUGCCGUCAGGCAUUCAUUCCAUUUAGGUAAGAGGUCUCUGGUGCAUCUCUGUCCUCUGUAACGAGAGACUUAAGUAGCCUUCAUCGUUCUCUUCACUCUUGACACGUCCCUCCCUCCUGGCUAGUUCUCACUAAACACACGGGUUACUUUGCAAUGACACUGUAUUAAGACCAUCCUUUUCAAUUUCAGGAUGCUGAGUGGUCUUUUAGAUGUUGGUUCACACAUGACUUCUGUAUGUACUGCUGUUUAGUAAACACGGGUGAGGCUGCAAGGUUUAUAUCCAAUGUGCAAAAGGGAUUGCUUCUUCUUCCAUGUUCUGUGUUUUGAUCGGGGAAAGUGAUUUUUUUUUCUCCAUAGUAGUAUUUUUGUUUUAGAAUAGAUGAUAUAUACUUGGCAUGAGAUAACAACCGCACUCUUAAAUCGGAUCGUUGAUUUACUCGUGUUUUUGAAGCAGCAACUGAAAUGUGGCUUUGAUCUUUGAGUAGUUGUAGGGCGUCAAUGUUUUUUUUCUUUGGCAUGGACUGUGUUGGAGGAAUGGAGUUGUUGUCAUUGUUCUGUUGUACAUGUAUUAAUAACACCUGAAUUAGUGGUUCAUCUCUUGCUGCAUUUGUACUUAGAACCCUAUCGUCUAUAUAGACGAGGUCUUUUUUUAUGUGGAACGUUGAUUGUGUUUGGAUUGUAACCCCAUAUUUCAAAUGACUCACCCUGCCUGGCCUACCAUAACACGAACUAUACUUAGAAAUAGGAACAUGUUUCAUGCAUUGCUUUAUUUAGUGAAAUGCAUCUGACUGCUAUCAGAACAGAGUUACAUGGAGAAAGGAUAUACCUUGACGAUUGAAGAAUUUAACAGGAGUCUAUCGGUGUGUGUGUGUGUGUGUGUGUGUGUGUGUGUGUAUCUGUCUUGGGAAGGAAAUGUGCUUGAUUUCGUCUCUCUUGAGAACUUCCUGGAUUGGGCAAUGUUUGAAGGGCCUUAAUUUAUGCAUGCUGUAGCCUAUUAAAUACCAUGACCUUAAUUUAUAUUGUUCAGCAAAGACUACGAAUCACCAUUAUGUUUUUGUUUUACAACCACAAGUAUGCCUGUAUUACCAGAGUCAAUGUUGAGAGGCUGCUGGUAUCUCUAGGGGGUCGUUCCACAAAAUGGGUGCCUCUUGCAUCCGUUUGAUAUUUAAGUAGAACUUGUGCAACAAUAUUACAUUUUAAAAGCCUGUUAUAUUAAAUGAAGUGCCCUUUUAAUACCGAGCAUUUGGAGAAUCCAAUAAAUAUAAAAAAAUUUAUGUGAAUAAAGGCUACCUAAAGUGCCAAAAUUCAGCAUUUUGUGUGUGCCAAAGUGCCAAAAUUCAGCCCCUCCGUCAACCGUGUCACUUCUUCUAGGAAGAUUUCAACCCACUUACUCAAAACAUUUCUCCAAGUGUCACCAUCGUUGUCCUAGUUAUUUUUUGUUGCUUUUACAAAGUCAUUUGAAGAUGAUUUAUUUUGUGUGAUUAUUGAUUCAUUUACUCCUGUCCCUCAUUUUGGUGAUCCCUGUUAUGUGAACUGAACUUUUGUUUUAAUAUGGUGAAACUAUUUCUUUUAAACAAUUUUUUUUAAAGGAAAGUUUGAACAUUAAUUGUCAAAUCAUAGUUUAAAAGCAGGUGAUAUGGUUGGACUAUUUUUGGCCAUUUUCUGGUGUUUUGUGGUGGGAAACUGAGCGGGUCGAACAUAACACGUCAACACUGUUACCCAUAGAUAGGCUAGAAAUGGUUUAGCUGUCUAUUUCUUUUUCAUGAAGAAGAUAUUCACUUGCCACUCCCUGAUGCACAGAAGCAUCCAUUCCCCUUGUCACAGGGGGAUUUAUGGUUGAUUUAAGAAGAAAUCAUCAACCCCGUUACUUUAUUUUGAUUUGAUUUAUUUGGCACUUUAAUAGGCCCUUUCUAUAGUCAUUUUUGUUAUUUAAAAAACCUCUUGAGAUGAGAACAUGUUUUUUAUGAAUUUGAACAUGUGCGCUUGACAAUGUUAAAUUACACUUCUCAAAAGGCACUGAAUUGGUGGAAUGACCCUAGGAUGGUUUGAAUCUUUGAAAUGUGUCAAUAAAUAUUUUAAUUCACAA